AUGAAGAGACUUCUCUGUGGCCGAAAGUACAUUGGUCAUGUUGUAGUAGGUGAAAGUUGAUCGUGAGACAAAUGCAAAGGUGGUUAUGAGGAGUUAGGGUGCUACUAUAACUCAGUAAGCAAUAAUCGUUUAGAAUCAGCGUCGAUUUUGCAUUAGCGAGGACUUGUGGUAUAGUACCCACCAUCACCGUAUCCACUUCAACUAUCAAGGCUUAAGCCAAUAAAAGACCAUAUAUUACGCUUAGACUGUGCUCCUCCAUCUUUAUGUUUAUAAAUUAAACAUUUAACAAUUAUUUUAGCCUCAUAUAACCACAGCUGGUGUUCAUCGGGUAUGCCACUAUAUAAAGCGGGAGAUAAAAGAUUUUCUGAAAAAUUUUUGAAAUUUUUCUGUUUUUACUUUUUUUUUAAAAAAAAAGUAAAUUUUCAGUUUACUUCAAGGAAAAUGCAAAAAAAAGUCAAUUUUGUUUCUGGCUUUCCGACUUCAAGGUCGGGAGUAGGACCGGAUCUUACUCCCCGCUCGGAGUCGCCGAAAGUCAGAGCUUGUUUUUACUUUAUUCCUCUUUUUGGCCCCGCACUGCAGGUUGCAAGGUUGAUGCCAAGUCUUUCCCUGAUGUGUCAAGUUUUUCUCUUCCGAAAAAAUUAUUUUUACGUUUGUGCGACGUUGUGAAGCUAUGUUCUCCACGAAGAUGGGCUGGAAAGUGAUCAAGUAAGUUAGCAUUGGCAAGAGGAGAUGUACGUUUUUCAUUUGACAUCAAAAAUUUCCAUUUUAUUUCAGAGAAAGGUACAAAAUUUUUCCAAUUCGUAAAGCUUCAUGACCAUGGAUAAUGUAAGUGAGAUUAUCUCCUUUUUUGCUACGACGUCAAGAUUCUAAGUCGGGAAACGUUUAGAGGAGACCCCACUCUCAUGUAUAUUCUCCAUGUAUGAAACCCCAUAAAUUUUGAGGAAUAACGACGUAAAAGUUUCAAAUACUAUACUAACUUUCCAAAAGUAUGUUAUACUAAAGUAAAACCUAUGCAAACUAUCUUCAAGUUAUUGUAACAACGUUAUUUGAGCCUUAUUACGUUAUUUCCUCAGUUUAGAACGCAUUCGUGGCAAAAAUCCGGCAGAUCUGAGCGGAUUUCGAUAUUGUACAUGACACCUAGAAAUCGAAAUUGGUGGCGUUUGAUAGAUAGAGUAUAUAACAAAACUAAAGUGAGGUGUCCUCUAGAACUCGCCAGCCUAGAACUGUUAACUCCAAUAACGGAACAAAAAACGCGAUAAGCGCACUUACAUUAUCCAUGGUCAUGAAGCUUUACGAAUUGGAAAAAAUUUGUACCUUUCUCUGAAAUAAAAGGAAAAUUUUUGGUGUCAAAUGAAAAAAGUACAUCUCCUCUUGCUAAUGCUAACUUACUUGAUCACUUUUCAGCCCAUCUUCGUGGAGAAAAUAGGUUCACAACUUCAAAAAAAUCAAAACGUUUCUUCCGGGAGAGAGAAAUUUGACACAUCUGGAAUUCCCGGGCGCAGCUCGCAAAAAUAGUUUUGAAGAAAAUAAAUUGGCGUGCAGGUGAGUAAAAACGGCAUCCUACUCACCAGCCAAAAUGGGCGAGCCAUUUUUGUUUCAACUUUGCGGAUCGACCUUUUGGCGAGCCAUUUUUGAUCCAACUUUCCAAAAAUUUGUCGUUCGGAGUAAGAAUGUUUUUUGACUCUCCGAAAUCGAAAAUUUCCGGAAAUUUUUCAAAAUUUACUUUUUUUUUUAAAAAAAAGUAAAAACAGAAAAAUUUCAAAAAUUUUUCAGAAAAUCUUUUAUCUCCCGCUUUAUAUGUACAAUAUUGCCGGUAAGCAGCGUUUAAAAAAGUUUCGGUUUUUGUUGGUCCCAUAGGUUCUAAUGCUUCCUUUACAUCUUUGAACGGGUUUGCUUCCUCUAUUUAAUUAAAAUACGGCCUGAUUGCUGUUUUAAUAUUCAUUUAAGUAAGCAUGUUAACCGUCACUUCAUUUGAUGAUUUUAGAAAUCUUAAUGUGAAUUCUGAAUUAAUUAUUGGUCUGAAAAGAUCAAGAAAAUUUUUUUAUCCUUUUAGUAUCAAUUACAUCACACUUCUGAUGAAACUGUACGAUUUCUUACUAAACAUGUUUCAUCGUAUACCUUCCUCUGCAAGCUGCGCGUUUUUUAUUUUUUUCCCACCACGAAAGAUACCUUUGAAACCGCCGUGUUGUUCGGAUAAAGUUUUAUAAAGCUUUUUAAAGGUAAGGCCGAUUUACAAUCAGCGGCGUGCUAUCGAGUACCUGACGUCGGAAGUAUUAGAUCCAUUAAUUUUGCAAUUUUACCCUGCCGAUAGUUUUUAUUUGGUACUAAACGGCAGUCGCAGUUAUUUUCUUUUCUCAGCCGUGAUAAUUUUUACAAGAUUGCUGAAUUCGCCUUGCUUUCGAGCCAAAUACCAAGGUAUUUUGGAAUCUAUAUAUUGAGGGAAACAUCUUCUGAUGUAAUUACAGUUUAAUGACGUCCGAAGCUUAAAACGUGGCUGAAAUGUUGACGAUGUACAGAAGACGCCAUUCCGAGUUCGUCGGAUUGUAGUUUCUGGAUUGAGGAUUCCACGAGAUGCCAAGUUUGUGGGAUUAGCCGUGUACAAGAGGGGACCGUGUUAUUUAUGUUCUUGCUGUUUAGCGUUCGUUGAGAGCAUUGCCCUCUGCUUUUUAUAUAUGUUUUCAUCCGCUCUCUGCCUUUCUCUGGUUUGGUGUUCCGCUUUAUAUUGGGAGUGCAGUGUCUCUUUGCUGGUCUGUGAGAGAGCUUCGCUUCAACCGCCGCCUUUUUUUUCGGAGGGUGCGUCCGAAUUUUUGGGUUUUGGUGGAUUCGGAAUGAAGAAAGGGAAUUCGGCUACAUCUAACCCCGGGCGGGAAAUGAAAUGAGAAGGAGUGAGUGGUCGACCUGUCCUCCAGCAGCGAUUCCUCUUAAUUAAAAGCCUUGAUUAGGGUUUAAAUGUGUGAAGCAGGUAUUUCGAGCCCUUGGUCUUAUCAGUUUUUCGGCAAAGUUUUUACUCAGAAACACCUACAGUAAAACAAACGCGUUAGAGGAAGCGUUACGGGCUUUAUGAGUCCUCAUUAUCAUUGUCUCACCAAUUUGUUUCAUAUCUCUUUUUUAUUACAACUGAUAACAUUUUGGCGAAGUAUUCGUUACAUAAAUUGUUUUGCAACAGCACGGGUAUUAGGUGUUUUAUAUCAAGAAGUUUAUUUUUCAAUUAUCUUAGAGCAGCGUCCCCAGCGAUGUUUUGUCGAAUUGCGAGCCAUAUUACUUUUUUAUUGUAAAUUGUACUUUCGAACAUCCCCGCGGACGCUUUCAAGGCUUCGAUUUUUUAGCGGCCACGGUUUUCGAGCAUACCCGGGCUUUCAGGACGUGGGCCGACUUCCCCGGCCGCUUGCCCCCAUCCAGCACCCAAUUAGGACCAUCCAUCACCAAACGUGCCUGUAUGCCCAUUUAAGGGGACGGAUUUGAGGACGGUAGUCGUGGCAACAGCGGGCCGUAUCCUGUUCGUGGCGUUCUUUUAGAUCCCUCGGUUGUAAUUACUUUUGUUCAGACAAGUGCAUGGACGGCCAGACUGUGGUCCAGCCGGUGGGCGCGGAGCUCAACGGAGUCCCGAACGGUGGCAUGUUUCCUCCGGGCGCCAAUCAGUACCCCUGCUGGUCUCAAGGAGGGCCCCAACAGCACCGGCCUGAGAUGCCCUCAACUUCCAAUGGGGCCCCCAUGCAAUUCCAAGACCCCUCUCCCAACUUUUACAACGCCGGAGGGAUGGCUCCGCCUAAUUCGGCUCCUCCAUCGGUCGGCUACUUCAAUCAACAACAACCUUACUUCAACAACAUGCAAGGCAUGCCCAAUCAACGACCUCCUGGAACUCCUGAAUUCCAACCACCACCUUCUUACAACCCCCAAAUGGCCCGAGCAAAUCCCAUGAAUCCUGUGCAACGACCUCAAUUUCCUCAGCAACCGCCUUUGAUCAGUCGGGGAAUGAGCAAUCCCCAACUGAUCUCGCAACGAAAUAGCUAUGUCUUUACUACCGAUAUGUUGAAUUUAGCUACUCAGGACGUGAAGCAAGGGCGCUAUCCAGGACUUGUUCAAUGGCAUCAAGCCAGACAGAUGUCUCAACCGAACCCGGUUAUGAAUCACAUGAUGGACAAUGGACAACGGAAUUCCCCCAGUUUUCCUUCAGCUCAACAGCCUAACCGAAGUCUGAAACGAAAGAACACAGCUCAAUCUGUAAGUUGCUAAUGUUUUUUUGGAUUGGUCUGUUUAGGAUCAUAAUCCUAGUCCAUCCCCGCAAUCCAUGCAGAAUGUGGAUUUCAAGCAGCCAAUGUCGAAUCAAAACCCGCAAGAUAUCAAGCAGGAACCAAACACGGCUGAUGAGAACAACCCAUUGAAGUAAGUAUCACAAUUCAUUUCUAACAUCUGUUUAGGAAAAUGGAAAUAAUGGCUUCCUUUUCCAAUGAACCCCCAACCAAGAAUAUGAAGACUGAGAUCUCGAAUGGGAAGUCGAAGUAAGUGCAGUUCUUGAAGGUCUUCUCCGUUAAUUUUCUGAUUUGUUUAUACAUAAUUUUUGCAAACACAUUGAAAAUAUAAUUUUUUUAGAGAAGAGAAGAUGGCUAAAUUGGAUGAAAUACAACGAUCACUUGAACAGCCUCAAUUCCACCCGAACAUGAGAUUCCGGGGAUUCCCCGGCCCGUACCCUCCAAAUCAGAUCCCUCCUCAAUUCAUGAAUGGGCAGAAUUUCAUCCCCCAAGGCUAUAAUCCUCAAAUGCAGCUCAAUGGAAUGCCCCAAGGCAUGGUGCCGAAUGGGAUGCCGCCUUCGUCUGAUCCAAGCCAAAUGUCCUCCUUCCCAGGCCAGCCCAUGAAUGCAGGCCCCAUGCCCCAAAACGGAUUCCAAGGUCAUAUGAAUUCCCCCAGGUUUAUGGGACCUAAUAUGGGACAAGCAAUGAUGGGAAUGCCUGGAAACGAUCGACCGAUGCCUGGUGUACCUUAUCAACCUGGAAUGGAGAUGAGUAAGUAGUGUCGUUCUGAGUGAUGACGCAGAAUAAACUCUUGAGGUUACUUUUUUAUUCUACUUUUAGAUAUGUCGAGAGGCCUAAACCCCCAAGAACAAUAUGCAUGGAAUCAAAACAUGCCGCAGCCCCUAACUAAUCUCGAUUCCCGCGUACCCAACCAGAAAAUGCAGUAUUACGGGAAUGGCCAACCCCCUAUGGGUGGCCCAAUGCCACCGCCAGCAUCAUCGUCUACUACAUGA
Bursaphelenchus xylophilus (pine wood nematode) is the source of this 5242-nucleotide messenger RNA. NCBI's taxonomy places the organism in Eukaryota, Metazoa, Nematoda, Chromadorea, Rhabditida, Aphelenchoididae. The record is from the annotation of a GenBank genome assembly.